GAGGUGGUGGCAUCGAAGCACAGUUUUGCUGCGCUCCGCGCCGAUGGCACGGUGGUGUGCUGGGGCCCGGAAGGCAAAGACGGCUUGUGCAAGAUCACACAGAUGGCCUCCACCAUCCACGCCUUCGCGGCGGUGCGAAGCGACGGUUGCGUUGAGACCUGGGGCUUCGCUGAGUAUGGCGGGGAUAGCGACGACAUCCAAGACCAACUCUGCAACGUGCAGGAGGUGGUUGCCUCGAACUACGCCUUUGCGGCCCUUCGCCGCGACGGCACA
Symbiodinium pilosum is the source of this 273-nucleotide messenger RNA. The record is from the annotation of a GenBank genome assembly. Lineage: Eukaryota; Dinophyceae; Suessiales; Symbiodiniaceae.